Molecule: messenger RNA, 2119 nt
Organism: Drosophila biarmipes
Lineage: Eukaryota; Metazoa; Arthropoda; Insecta; Diptera; Drosophilidae
Exons: 3
Coding region: 2-1990 (662 amino acids)
Source: RefSeq, a predicted model, not a curated record
CAUGGAGUCGCGGUUUUGUAACAAGCAAUCAGUCUACAAGUUCCUCGGUCUGUGCUACUUUUUGCUAACAAUAAUUUUUGUACACCGAUCAAAUGUGUCGUGGGGAACGCAGUUCAAGCGAAUUCCGAGCAGUAAUUUAUCACAAAUGCCGGUCGUUGCGAAACAACAGCUGUACUUUCUGAAAACCUCCAAGUGCCAGAUCCCCUAUGUGGAUCCUUUUAGCGACGAAGUGAUGAAAAUAUACAAGCCGCAAACACUAGUAACCUGCUCAAAUGAGACCGACCUCAUAACGACUUCAUACAACAAGUACACCCAUCGACAUGUCUUGCACAUCGACGAAAAAGUCGCUCUUCGUUUGCUGAACUUCACGGACGCGGAUUACAAUUGCUUUUACAGGGAAAUUCAAUAUGGUAAAAAAGCAGAUACCUAUGAUAAUCUCAAGGAGAAGAAGUACUUUACCAAUGGAUACGAGGUGCCCCAGCACGUGGACGGGAUGAUUGUGGAGUGCCAGUCUGCUGAGAACCCAAAGGUGGUGCUCCAAAAAGAUGCAUUUGUUUUCGUUCAGUAUCAGCCGCUGACCAAGGACCUCAGGAAGCCGAAGGGCACUAGGAAGCCGAGUGUCAUAAUGUACGGCAUCGACUCGCUUUCGCGAAUUAACCUACGCCGCACCAUGCCCAAGGUCUUUAAGUUCCUGCAAGGUCCCGGGUGGUACGAGAUGCAGGGAUACAAUAAGGUGGCCGACAACUCCUUUCCCAAUAUACUUGCCAUACUAAGUGGCUACUCCGCCGAUACAGCCAAGGAACAGGUGUGCGACACUGACGAAAAGGGCUGCCUGGAUGAAAUGCCGAUGAUAUGGAAGUACUUCAAGAACGCCAGCUACCUGACGGGUUAUGCGGAGGACGAGAGUGGAUCGAAUCAUUUCAACUACCUAAAGCCCGGCUUCUCCAAAAAGCCCAUGGACUACUACUUCCGCCCGAUGCUACGGGCUCUGGAAUCGGAGCUGGACGUGUACCGACUGCCGGAGCACGACUACAUGCGCUAUUGUCUGGGCCGCAGGAUGGCGAAUCGUUAUAUAUACGACUACGGCAGACAGUUCACGCACCGCUUUGUCCACGAACGACCCAUUUGGGGAAUGUUCUGGUCGAAUCAUUUCAGUCACGAUGACCCCUUCAUGCCCUCGGCCAUGCAGGAAAAGGUUCUCGGGGAUCUGCUCGAGUUUCAAGAGGAAGGGGACUUUGAGGAAAUGAUCAUGGUAUUCUUCGCCGAUCACGGCACCAGAUUUGGCAAGUUAACGGAGCUGAAGGAUGGCUUCCUGGAGGAGCGGCUGCCCAUGAUGUUUAUUUACCUGCCCCCCUGGUUUCGGGAGACAUAUCCCUCGUACGUGAAGGCACUAGAACUGAAUCAGCACAGGCUGUGCUCCAACUUUGAUCUGCACAACACCCUGAAGCACAUCGUCGAGAUUGGAGGUACCCCAGACGGGCCAAAACUACCCGGGUCCUUUGACUGUCCCACCUGCCAGUCGCUGUUUUAUCCCCUUCCCGAGGAUCGCACAUGUUUGCAGGCGGGCAUCGCGGAGCACUGGUGCACCUGCCAACCCUACAGGCCCAUCACAGGACGGGCAUGGACCAAGCCCAUUGCCCAUGCGGUGAUCGAUCGGAUGAACGAGUAUUUCGUUCGCAAGAAUCUCAGCCAGCUAUGCAGCAAUCUGACGCUAAACUACAUCCACAAAACUGAGAUUCAAAUUGGUCGGGGUAUGAACUGGGCCGAAGAACUCAGGGAGCAGGAGACCGCAGUAUACCGCAUUAAGUUCAAGGUGAAUCAAAAUAGUGCUGAUUUCCAGGCCACCGUGGUCUACAACAACUCCACCCAGAAAGCUGAAGUGGAUGUGGAGAUGAUCAGCAGAACCAACUCAUACAAGGACGACUCAGCCUGCAUCGAUGACAAGCUCAGCAAACUGUAUUGCAUUUGCCUCAAGGACCUCAAGUCAUAGCUAAUAGUGCUUACUUCAGCUUGUUAUAGUAAUCUUUUAUCUUUAAGUAAUGAUUAACUAGUUAAAGAAAUAUAAGUUGUCAUACAAACGCGUGCCACGAAAUGGGCCUACUUCGGUGAUAAACAAUAA